AUGGAGACCGCCGCGACCGAACCGAUCACCAAGUCUCCAGGAGCCGCAUCGCUGCCCGUUCCAGCUCUAUCGGCCGCCGACCCAGGUAUGCUACCCCUCUGUGUCGCGUGCAAUAAACCAGGCCCUGCACGCUGCGUCGGCUGCCACAACGCGCGCUACUGUUCCAAAGAUUGCCAGAAGAAAGAUUGGCCCCUUCACAAACUCCUCUGCAAAGCCUUCGUCGACUUCCAGGAGCGCCCCGGCCCCAACUACAGCCGCGGAAUCCUCUUCCCAGCCGACGAUGCGCGUCCCCGCUUCGUCUGGAUCAAGCACCACGGUCCGCGCUUCUACGACUUCAACCACAAGACCUACCUCGGAGACGUAUUCGCGCGCACCAUGUCGUUCGACCGAUACCGUCCGCUGCAUCGUAUGCUCGGAUACAGUAUUUACCUCUGGCACAACGACAACUUCUUCUCGGAUGGGUCGCCGGUGAAUAGGAGCCUGAAGAAGUGGCUGGGACCGAAGGUGGCUCCCGCUUAUCGCGGACCGUUUCUUGCCCAGGCUUGCGACGGGGAUCCGGAAGUGGGAGAUGGCGACCCGCUUGAUCUCGAUACUAUGGCGCUGGCUCCGAUUGUCGACUUCCUGAAGUUCAGGUGCACGUAUCGUGGUAUUGGGUAUGAAUUCAAUUGGGAUAAUGAUAGUCCGACGGAUGAGUACUUCAUGGAGAGCGCGAGGAUCGUGGAGACUUGAUCGGACGCCUUCGUCUCGACAACUGCUUCUGGACUCUUAGGAUGAUAGGAUCCUGAUAGCAGAGGGAGAAAUGCUGGACUAAAGGGCACUGCGGACGGGUCAUCUUGGAAGCUGGCGUCUGCCUUAUUACUAUCACCGCCUCCUCUUUCGGGUCAAUCAUUUCCUAUCGAUUCUCCUUCCUUCGCGGUCAAUGAGAUAUGAGAAUCACUAUGAAGUGGAAAUAGUUGCUCUAAUGAAUCCAGCGCGGGAUGCGUGCGCGACG
Trematosphaeria pertusa is the source of this 991-nucleotide messenger RNA. RefSeq lists its product as uncharacterized. NCBI's taxonomy places the organism in Eukaryota, Fungi, Ascomycota, Dothideomycetes, Pleosporales, Trematosphaeriaceae. Gene Ontology annotation, cellular component: nucleus. Bases 1 to 729 code for a protein of 242 amino acids. The transcript has a single exon. The record is from RefSeq and is a predicted model, not a curated record. Gene Ontology annotation, biological process: regulation of transcription by RNA polymerase II. Gene Ontology annotation, molecular function: DNA-binding transcription factor activity, RNA polymerase II-specific.